Molecule: messenger RNA, 1314 nt
Organism: Closterium sp. Naga37s-1
Lineage: Eukaryota; Viridiplantae; Streptophyta; Zygnematophyceae; Desmidiales; Closteriaceae
Source: the annotation of a GenBank genome assembly
AUGUACCAACUAAAACGCACCACCGUUACUGGUCACAUCAUUACCAUUUGGCUCUCCAAGGAAGCACACAGGCCAGCAUUGCCAGCUGCAGUAACCUCCCCUUUGCUAUCGAUGCCCCACUCCUCCUCUCUUUCUUUCCUUCCCUGUUCCUCUAUCCUUUGUUGGAUAUUUGUCAACGUUCCCUCUUCUUCCUGUGGCACGCCAGGCAAGCAUUUGGCGCAGCACUGCCGCCUGGAGUACCCUUCGGGUCUCAACGUGGUGCUGUGGGUCAUAGCAGAGAUCAAUGUCAUCGCCAGCGACAUUCCCCAAGUGGUGGGCACAGCCAUCGUUCUUAACCUCCUCUUAAUGUUUCAUACCACCUCCCUGAUUCACCCGCCCUUUCCUCUCUUUCUCUUCGUCUCUCCUCCCUGCAGUGGUGGGCACAGCCAUCACUCUCAACCUCUCGUGGUGGGUACAGCCAUCGCGCUCAACCUCCUCUUCCGCAUCCCCCUGUGGGCCGGGGUGCUUAUAACGGGCUGCAGCGCCCUGUUGCUCCUUGCCCUCGAGAGAUUCGGGGGUGCUUAUAACGGGUUGCAGCGCUCUGCUGCUCCUUGCUCUCGUGAGAUUCGGGCGGAGAUGGUCAAGGCGUUACAGCUGUCAGACGUGGGAGAACUCUUCAAGGGCAUGGUCGUGCCUCAGCUGCAAAAUGUGGGAGCACUUGCAGUCGCCAUCUCAAUCCUUGGGGCCACCGUCAUGCCGCACAAUCUCUACCUUCACUCCGCCAUUGUUCUCAGCCGCAAGCAUGCGGGGACCACCCGAGCUAUCAGGCCCCUCCCUCUUCCCUCCACUCAGACCUCCAACCAUUGCUCCCUCCUCAAUCUCGCCUUGGCGCUGUUCCUCAGCCUAGGCAUCAGCACUUGUCUCCCUCCCGACCCCAUGCUACCAAACCCCUUCCCCUCCCCUUCUUUCAACCCCUUCCUCCACCCCUCAGACUGCCAGCCACUACUCUCUAUUGGAGCUCGCUCUGGCGCUGCUGAUGAGCGUGGUCAUCAACAUUUCUCGCUGCUGAUCAGCGUGGUCAUCAGCGUGGCAAUCAUUGCUGUGUCCGGCGCUGUCUGUCACUCCGCCAGUCUGCCGCCCGGCGCCGCUCAAGCGUGUGCCAACAUCAGCAUCAGCAACGCGCACGUGCUGCUCACGGACGUGCUGGGAAAAUGGGCAGGGACGCUGUUUGGAGUGGCGCUGCUGGCAGCAGGGCAGAGCAGCACAGUCACUGGGACGUAUGCCGGGCAAUACGUGAUGCAGGUGGGGUUAGGCACUAGGCGGGUCAGCAUGUGA